Trichobilharzia szidati is the source of this 173-nucleotide messenger RNA. Lineage: Eukaryota; Metazoa; Platyhelminthes; Trematoda; Strigeidida; Schistosomatidae. The record is from the annotation of a GenBank genome assembly.
UUAAUAGAACAGCUAAACGUUGGUGGUCGUCUAAUUUGCCCUGUAGGUCCAGCAGGUGGACUUCAAGUUCUGGUUCAAAUUGAUCGUUUAUCAGAUGGUUCAUUCCAGAAUAAAACACUUAAGGAAGUUAUUUUUGUACCACUAACGGACAAAAAUUUACAAUUAAGACCAAG